UCUAUUAUUUUGCGCCUGCGCAUUUGACUGAUGGUUUACGCGACGUACCUAAAAAUCAUAUUGUGGAAAAGUUGAAGUUUGUUGUUUUGGUGACAACUUAUCCAUUAUUAUUUAUGAAAGCUUCGCGCUAAUUACUAUUUCAGGCGCGAGGCAGAUUAAUUCUGUAAGGGUCAGCCUGGAUGCGUUCAGUCACUAACAGUUCGAGCGGUGUACGGUAGCCAUCUUGGAUUCGAACAAAGCUUCAGAUGUGUAGUUUGUCUGUUUAUCAAUAAUUUUUGUGCAUUUCUCUGUAAAUAGUUUGUAUGUUUAGGAUAUGUACGGAACGUUCGUCCACAUGUGUAAAUAGCUAUGGCUGCGACAAGAAAAUUACAAGGUGAGAUAGACAGGUGUUUAAAAAAAGUAACAGAGGGGGUGGAGACGUUCGAAGACAUCUGGCAGAAGGUACAUAAUGCGACGAACAGUAAUCAGAAAGAGAAGUAUGAGGCGGAUCUCAAGAAGGAGAUUAAAAAGCUUCAGAGGCUACGAGAUCAAAUUAAGUCGUGGAUCGCAUCUGGCGAAAUUAAAGAUAAGAGUACACUUUUAGAAUAUAGGAAACUAAUAGAAACGCAAAUGGAGAGGUUCAAGGUGGUAGAACGCGAAACAAAAACCAAGGCGUACUCCAAGGAGGGGCUGGGCGCGGCGCAGAAGCUGGACCCGGCGCAGAAGGAGCGGGAGGAGAUGAGCUCAUGGCUCAUCACGUCCAUCGACGCGCUUAACUUACAGAUUGAUCUUUUUGAGUCGGAAGUGGAGUCACUGUUAGUUGGUAAGAAAAAACGGCUGGACAAAGAGAAGCAGGACCGGAUGGAGGAGCUCAAGCUAAAGCUGGAGAGGCACAGGUUUCACAUAAAGAAACUCGAAACACUACUCAGGAUGCUCGACAACAUGUCUGUGGAAGUUGAACAGACGAACGGCACCUCGCCGACGUCAGGGCCAACUGCAGCCGUCGACAAGUCACCGUCGCGCGCCCGCCACCGCACCUGGUCGAUGGCUGCAGUUACCUCUGCCGUUGGCAUUGUGCCGUUGAUAAAAAGAAUAAAAGAGGACGUAGAAUACUACAUAGUGUCUUCAUUAGAGCCGGGCUAUGAGGAGAACGAGUAUAUCUAUGAAGACAUCAACGGACUGGACGAGAUCGAACUCAGCGGGGUGGGGCUGCCGUCCUCGGCCACCACCGACAGCAACAGCAACGACUCACCUGUCUCACCGACAAGUUUGCUCUCAGGAACAAGUCCAAUCCCCUCCCCAACGUUAGACGUCCACAAUCACACGUCAGACUCCAUAGAACUGGACAAGAAGAAAAAAGACGACAUCAUUCUGGCGAAACCGGUGAAGCCGCUGGCGCUGCGUGCGUCGUGCGUCAGCAGCAGCCCCGCCAACGUCAGCAGUUCGUUCAUCGCGCUGGGCCCGCAGCUCAACGCGCUCAACCCGCUCAACCUCAACCCGCUCAACACACUCAACCUCAACCACGCGCACGCCAACGCGCCGAUCAAUAGUAUGAACAACACCGGCGUGUCGGGGACGUCGACGCCCAUCAAACAGCCCGCGCCGCCCUCGCCGCACUUACUCAGGCCUAUUGAAGUAGUGGAGAAUGGUCCGGUAUCGAGCGCGCACGCGCUGGCGCCGCACCUGCCCCAGCCGGCGCUGUCGCUGCUCGCCGCGCACGCGCUGCACACGAACCCCGUGAGUACAUCUCGUUGUGUGCACAAGUAUGAGAAUGGUCCGGUAUCGAGCGCGCACGCGCUGGCGCCGCACCUGCCCCAGCCGGCGCUGUCGCUGCUCGCCGCGCACGCGCUGCACACGAACCCCGUGAGUACAUCUCGUUGUGUGCACAAGUAUGAGAAUGGUCCGGUAUCGAGCGCGCACGCGCUGGCGCCGCACCUGCCCCAGCCGGCGCUGUCGCUGCUCGCCGCGCACGCGCUGCACACGAACCCCGUGAGUACAUCUCGUUGUGUGCACAAGUAUGAGAAUGGUCCGGUAUCGAGCGCGCACGCGCUGGCGCCGCACCUGCCCCAGCCGGCGCUGUCGCUGCUCGCCGCGCACGCGCUGCACACGAACCCCGUGAGUACAUCUCGUUGUGUGCACAAGUAUGAGAAUGGUCCGGUAUCGAGCGCGCACGCGCUGGCGCCGCACCUGCCCCAGCCGGCGCUGUCGCUGCUCGCCGCGCACGCGCUGCACACGAACCCCGUGAGUACAUCUCGUUGUGUGCACAAGUAUGAGAAUGGUCCGGUAUCGAGCGCGCACGCGCUGGCGCCGCACCUGCCCCAGCCGGCGCUGUCGCUGCUCGCCGCGCACGCGCUGCACACGAACCCCGUGAUACAUCUCGUUGUGUGCACAAGUAGUGAGAAUGGUCCGGUAUCGAGCGCGCACGCGCUGGCGCCGCACCUGCCCCAGCCGGCGCUGUCGCUGCUCGCCGCGCACGCGCUGCACACGAACCCCACGUCAAAAAGUGCGUCGGCGACGACGAUUGCGCCGAGCAUCGCCAACACGACGACGGUCGCGAGUGUCGUCAGCGCGACCAUAGCUAGCAUCGCGAGCACGCUGUCCAACGCGCCGUCGCCGCUCACCGUGAACGGGCCGACGCACGCGCCGCACACGCCGCAACACAUUGUCAACAAUGGUAGAGUAAGCGAGACGCCGAGCACGCCGUCGCUGAACACCCUCAACACACUGAACACACUGAACACGCUGAACACGAGCGCGAGCGCGACCAGCGUCAGCGCCGCGAACGUGGCCAGCGGGGUCACGGCGUCGCUCAAGAGCAUGGCGCAGGAAGCCGUGCAGCGGGCGGGGCUCGACCACCAUCACACGCAGGACGAGGAGGAGAAAAACGACGCGGUGCUGCGACUGCAGGCGGGGCUCACAGUGGGCGGCGCCAUCGGCAGCAGCGCGCGGCGCAGUGCGGCGCUGUCGCAGGCGCACAUCCCACCCUUACUGGGCGUCGCGCCGCUCGGGCCCGCGCCGCUCAACAACGACCACCAAGUGCAAUUCCAGAUGAUGGAGGCGGCGUUCUACCACAUGCCGCACCCGUCCGACUCUGAGCGCACGAGAGUCUACCUACCGCGGAACAUUUGCCAGACGCCCGUCUACUACAACCAGGUGCUGUUACCCCACUCAGACUCUGUGGAGUUCUUCCAGCGGCUGUCGACGGAGACGCUAUUCUUCGUGUUCUACUACAUGGAGGGAACUAAAGCGCAGUACCUCGCUGCGAAAGCGCUUAAAAAGCAGAGCUGGCGCUUCCAUAAUAAGUACAUGAUGUGGUUCCAGAGGCAUGAGGAACCAAAAGUUAUCAAUGAGGAGUACGAGCAGGGCACAUACAUAUACUUUGACUAUGAGAAGUGGGGCCAGCGGAAAAAGGAGGGCUUCACAUUCGAGUAUAAGUACUUAGAGGACAAAGAGUUGAACUGAGUGCGCAGCAAACGCCGCCGCCCUACCCGCCCCGCGCCCCCCAGCUGACAGCCGGCGGGGGGCAAGCCCGCACCCCCCAGCUGACAGCCGGCGGGGGGCACGCCCGCACCCCCGCGGACCGAGGACCAAAGGACCUGCGAAGGCGCCACGAAAUUGUGAAAAUUUCUCCGUCAUUCCGUUACCGAGUAUUAAGAAUAAUAUUCGCGACCGGUUCGUCCGAUCUCUGUGAUGAUUGAUGAACCGACGCCACAAUCGCGACUGACUAAAAGUGAAAGUGAAAAAAAAUAAAUAAGUGAAAGUGAAAAGUGAAAACCAAAAAUGAAAAUAAACCUACAAGUGCUCAACGGUUUCCACCAGUCGGUGUGGAUGACUCAGUGCGCGGCAGCCGACCGGAGCCACCGGAUCUUUUGUAUGAUAGUUUCACUCUUCUGGCAGUUUGUUUUUAUUGUUAUAAUCGUAAGUAACGAAUUUGUAAAACGAACGAUGAAGCGAAAGAUAUCAUGUGAUGCAAUAAGUAUAGUGCGGCCGUGACCGUCGAACCAUUGUGAUAUCGUUAUAGGAACCCGGAGCACGCUCGGAUGGCUCAUUGUGACCCGUUUAUUGUACCCAGGGUCGUGUCUAUGUUGUUGACUACAGCAUAAAAAUAUUUUAAACGUAUCAAGUUGCAAUUGUAAGUCAAUCAACAUGAGUUGAUAUUACCCUGGGCUUUUUGUAUGGACCAUAAAAGUUGAUUUUUAACAUUGUGAUCAGAGUAAUGUGUUCAUAGUAAUUUAAAUCAACUGAGUGGCACAUACUAUGUUAAUUUAUUGGACUUUUUCAAAUUGCUAAAACUUAAUAACAUAAAUAAGAAAGUGUUCUAUAGGCCUUAUGAAGCAGAAUCUCAUUAAAAAGAAUAUAUUAGAGAUGUUUCUGUAUAAACAGUUAAAUACAUAGAUUGACAUGUCAUGCAGCAUUAUUUAGACUUGCUAACAAUUUCUUUGUUUUUUAUGACAUGACCAUAACAGAUUGAUUUAUAAAUACCUCUUGCAAAAAGAUUUUUAAUUUGGCCCUUCUCUUGUGGCAGCUUGUACAUUCUUGAAAAAAAAAAAUAUAAUUUCUCUUAUCUGAAACUCUAUAAUAGUUACAUUGUUAAUUAACAAUAUAAUUAUUAUAGACUAUACUAGACCUCAUAACUAAAUAUUUUUUCAGCAACACAAUUUAUAUACUUUAUUUUUAAAAAUGCAAAAGUGUUUUAAGAUCCAUUUCUUUUUGGCAUUUUGAUUCAUGACGUGUAACAUUGUUAAAAAGAUGGUUAUGUUACUUGAUGGUGCUUAUAAACAACAAAUUACACUUACUUGGUCUUAUAUUGGAAUGUAAUAGUUUUUAGAUGUAUUCGACCACUGAGAAGACUGAGUGAUCACUUGUGAUCAUGUACGCUGUCACUCUUGAGCCCCUCAAUCAAUCUAUGAACUGAUUCUGGUUCAAACAUUGUCCAUUUUUUAGACCCUAAAUGGUUUAAAAAUGAACAAUGUGUAACACAACACAAGUAUGGAUUAUACCAUUUUAUGACCUUGGCAAAUUUAUCGCCAUAUUAGACAUGGUAUGAGUAUAUCAUGCUCUGUGAAUAUUUUCAAAGAAAUUAACACUCAGCAUGAGAACCAACUGUCACAGAAAAUACCAUAUAAGGGGCCUUUUUGGAUUGUGCCGCAUUGCAAGAACCAGCUCAAGACUAAAGGCCCAGUAUGAGUUGGGCAUACUCUGACAAUGUAUCACGUCAGUAUUAGACGUGUUUCAUAAUCAAUUAAUAUAAGGGGCCGUUGCACAUCUACCUCGAAUAAUAAACAUUAAUUCCAACAUCGAAAUUUUAAAAUAUUAAAAUUUAUAAAUAAGGUAUAUUUAUAUACAAGGUUCUCAUGUAAUGUGAACACUAAAAUGAUUACAAACACACCUCUGCUAAGCAAUAACUAGUGAUAUAUUAGUGCUAUUUCUCUUAGACACAAAAUUUACUAUGCACAUUAAGAUGUGUUCAUUUUCUUUUCUUUCUUUUUAUUUGUUUUUUUUUUAAAGAAUAUUUGGCAUAUUUUUUAUAAUAUGACCAAUAUUCCCAUUCCCCUCCGACUAGUCGGGAAAGACUGUGGCAGGAGUGGGUACGACAAUAGACCAACGGGGUGAGGAUUGAACCUCGGUGAUGAGUCCAACCGCUCUUACCGUUGAGCUAUUGAGGCUUUUCUGAAUGUUGCAAAAAUAUUGGAUACAUUUUUAGACUGUUCAGAGCUAGCUAGCUAUAUUGCCGAACAGUUUGGCAAUGCUGACCCGUAAACGUGAAAUUAUCAAUAUGCAUUUUUUUUAUUAAAAAUGCAAUAUGAGCUAUUCAUUUAGAGAUUUUCAUUAAGUUUUGUGUCUAUUAUAAGCAGCAUUUGUAAGUAGUUUGUAGAAAAAUAUAUUGAAAGUCCAAUAGUUUUUUACGCUAGUCAUAGUAAAUCAACACGGAAAAGUGAAAAAUGUUUCAUGAAUUUAUAUUUAUAUAAUAUAUUAUGUAUAUUACAUAAGUAUGUGUAUUUGACAUUUUGGUCACAAAUGUUUUUUAAUUAAUCCGAGUGUGCUUUGGGCGAAUUGAUUUAUAAUCUUGAUUAUAGCGACUGGAUUAGUUUGGAAUUACUUUAAGUACUGAUUUUGGUGGGUACCAUGAAAAUUCAAUUGGCAUACUGGCACUGGCAUAUUCGUAUUGGUUUUAUGGAACUUUGAAAUAAAUACUCUAUGCUGUUAUUACAUUGAAGAAAAAAGGAAUAAACAAAAUCUAUAUAUAAAUAUGGUAUAAAAAGAUGUUUUAAGAAUUCAAAAAGAUUUUUCAAAAGAGUUGUUUGGCAUGCAAAGUUUUGACAAUAAAUAAUCAUGUCUUAAUUAUUGUAGUGUCGAAAAUAUUCGAAGAAUUUGUUCUUGAAUGUCAUAACAAAAAAAAAAUUAUUUUUACCUAGUUGAGUUAAGAAUGAGCCAGUCAUUUCAACAUUGAGCAUUUUUUUUUUUUUACAGUAUAGAGAUCUAGUAUAUUUGUGGUACUCUCCAGUCAGAGCUAACCGUAGCUAGGGUUCUCCAAGGAUAUGUUUUAAUUUACUUUUUCACCUCUUAUAUUAUAUUUAUUAGUACAAAAAAAAUGUAUAUCGACUUUACAUUUAGUGCAUUUAAAUUGAACAAAAAAAAUUGAUAUCGGAUUAGCAAAAAAAAAAAGUUAUUCAAGCAUGUAUAUAAUCACUGCCAAAUGUCUUAAUUUAUAUUGUGUAUUGGAAAGUAAAAUAGGACUGCUUGGGAAAAUGUACUUAUUUAUUUUUGUCAUAUUGUGGACCGAGAGAUGGUGGGACAUUUUGAAGUAGUGUUUGAUAAAUGAUAAAGGUUGAUGCUUGCUUUGCCUGAUGAUGGUAUACCAGAAAAGUUUACUGUAUUUGGUCAUAUCUAUACUAAUAGUAUAAGUAGGUAAGAUUUGAUUGUUUGUUUGCAUUGAAUAGGCUCUGGAACUACUAAAUCAAUUUGAAAAAUUCUUUUACUGUUGGCAAGCUACACUAUCCCCGAGUACUUAUAGGCUAUAUUUUAUUCCCGUAUUCCUACGGGAAUUGGAACCACGCGGGUGAAACCGCGCGACGUUAGCUAGUCUGACAUGAAGUUGUGUUAAAACUUCACUUUACAAUACUGCAACAAUCUACGUACUUACUCAAACACAAUGUUUUCGUAAAAUUAUAAAAGCAAAUCUAUUUAAAUAUUAAAUAUAUUUUUUUUUAUUAAAUAAAUAAUUAAUUUCUUAUUAAAAUAAUUAAGACCAGGGGCCUUAUAAGAGAUUUAUAUUUUGCAGUGAAUGUCCUUUGGCUGAUGAUGAUGAUGAUAAUUUAUUUUAAGAUAACUCAAAUGGCACAAUAUGUUACAAGAGGUAUUGUCAUUGUUUAGGAUACAAUGUCACAUUUAAUUUUUUUUUUAAAUAUCAGCUCAAUAUGUCCCACCUUCUCUCUGUCUAUAUAUUUUGUAGUCGAGGUGAAAAAGUACAAUUAUAUGUUGUUCGGUAAUCUUGUGGAAUGGAGUUGUGCUGCCAGAUUCACCGCCGAAUUGUUAGCGAAGUUGCAUUAUAUAAACUUUGUACAAAUUUUAAAUUAUAUACAAUAAAAUUAUUUAAAAACAGAAAAUACAUGCUUAUGUUUAACAAUCAUGUUCCAUAGAGUAUGAAGUUUCAUUUGCUGUUUUUAAUUUUUUUAACAUAAUGAAAAUACUUACCUGACGCACUUUGUCGUGCCAUGAAUGCCUUGUGAGAAAUUUAAAGUGGCAAAUCAUACAAAAUUGCUAAUUUUGAAAUACGUGAUUAUUUUGUUUGAGGAUUCUGUAUUUUAUUAAACCAAACCUAAAAAAAAAUUAUUAAAGUAAAAGAAAAUUAAGGAAAAUAAUAAAGUUGAGCCAUUAUAAAUUUUAGUGAGAUAAAUGGUAAAUAGUUGAUUAUAUAUAUGUUGCCUAAAUAUUUAUUGUUAUAUAUAUAUGAGUCUUUUACUUUAUUGUUGGUGAUCACUGGUGACAGGUUUUACUGGUUGGUGUUAGUUCGACAAAGAGUUGGGUGGUGUGUGUUGAGUCAAAUCAAAUCACAUCAAAUGCCCUCAAAGCAGCAAGUAAACGUAAAGUACACUGAAGGUUUAGGGCUAGUCAAUUUUAAAAUACGAUUUUAUUUUACUCAACAUCACUUGACAACAGCUCUUGGGCUUUUAAUAGUCCUUUCAGUUGCUGCCUUAAGCAGCUCUAUAUCACCUGAUUCUAAAAUCAGGUAGAGUAUGGCCAUCUGUACUAUUAUUUAUAAAAUUGUUUUAUUUUUAUAUAUACAAACUUCAUACUCUGAGGAAUACUAUUUUUUCGUCGAAUAUAAGCAUACAUUUUAGAUUACAAUGCUAGGUUGGUCACACAAAACUAUAACAAAAGUGCGGUUCGGACAACAAUCUUGUCGAUUUGAAGUGUCAUUCGAAGUAAAGAUUUAUCAGAUUGUUGUAAGAUGACGUCAUUGCGUAAUUUUUCAAUCGUCUGAUUAGUACCUACUGCCAGCGACCUGUUUGAAUGCACUUGAAAUAUUUAUUUUAGUUUUGUUGCCGAUUUUGCAUUGGUCAUUAAAGCCGGGAACACACAAUGCAACAUUUUCCCGCGCGACUCACGGACGUUGUAUCAAAUAAUAUUUUGUACACCCCGAAUGAUUCACUCUGUAACAUGUCUGUGGGUGUACAAUUUGUUGAGAAUUAAUUUAUCGAUACACGCGUCGAGUCGCGCGGGUCGCACAAGGUGCCCGUGGCGUAAAUUUGUACGGAGUAGAGUCCGGGUUCACCGUAAGUGAGACCGUAGUGUGAUGUAGUGAGUUUCAUGAGCUGGUCACUUGGCGCGGGCCAGUGGGCAGUGGGCACGUACUUUGGGCCGCGCGUGUUUUUGCGCGCGCGGCGUCGCCUCACGCGUCUGGAGGGCGGCGGGUGCGAGUCGGGGCGGGCGAUCUCGUUAAUUCCGUGCGUGGUGUUGAUAGUUUUCAUUUUUGUAAAAAGUCUAUCGUGAGAGAAGAGAUGUGGUAAAUAAUUUAAAAAAUUAUCUGUACAGUUCUAUUUGUAUAGAAAUAAUAAAUAAUGAUUAAAAAUUUUAAACCAUGUUGUGAUUUCUUCUUGUGCUUCUAAUGGACGAGGCGACUUGUUUGGUUGAUGACUACAAUUGUAAAGCUGAUAAUAGGAACCUUUAAGUUGAUUAUUCGUUUAAAAUUCGAAUAUUUAGCGUCUUAAUCCAGUUUAAUCAAGUCUCAUUAACUGGUCGCGUGGUCGUCCCCAACCAAGUUGGAUCGUCUGUUGGAAGCAUCAACGCUUAGUUUGUAAGUGCGCCGGUCGGGAGUGCCCCGUAUAGGGGUGUUUUGUCGCAUUUCUUUUUCUUAUUUAUUUUUUUUAUUCGAAAGAGAUGACUGUUUACUUUGUAGAAUAAACUGUAAGAAAUCAUUGAGA
Molecule: messenger RNA, 9404 nt
Organism: Bicyclus anynana (squinting bush brown)
Lineage: Eukaryota; Metazoa; Arthropoda; Insecta; Lepidoptera; Nymphalidae
Gene: Not3
Product: CCR4-NOT transcription complex subunit 3
Exons: 22
Coding region: 349-3441 (1030 amino acids)
Biological process (GO): regulation of DNA-templated transcription; nuclear-transcribed mRNA poly(A) tail shortening
Cellular component (GO): nucleus; P-body; CCR4-NOT core complex
Source: RefSeq, a predicted model, not a curated record